CUGCUGCCACUAGCAGACUACGUUUGCAUUCUUGAACCAUUGACAACUCAUGUGUAGAAUUGGCGUGUUUUUAGAAGUUAUUAGUUUAUAAAAUGAAUCAAGCUGAUCUGAGUAAACUAGUUUCGGCAUUGCGAAUUGCAGUGAAACCUAAACCAAGACGUUUUUCGUGCCCGGAAGGUCCAGCUGGUCGCCUGGAAAAAUUGAGAGCUACCGUGACCGCGCUUGUGAAGUAUGAGCGAAUAGAGUUAAACCACCCAAGAGCAGAAGAAGCACAGGGAUACGCAGAAAGGUUGAUUUCUGAUGCCAUCCGUAAUGGGGAUUGCCACAAACAUACCAUGGAAAUGGCAGAUUACUGGUUAAAUGAAAAGCAACUUGUCCACAAAUUGUUCAAAGUUUUAGUUCCAAGAUAUCAAAACUACAAUUCAUCUUUUACAAGGCUUGUUCUUGGACCAAAAACUUAUCCAGGAUACUAUGUUGGUACAGCAAUCUUGGAACUCAAAGGAAAUCCUUUCCCUGCCUUGCAACCAGAGACUCAUAAUUAUCACUAUUGGUUACAUAAUGUUUUACUGGAAGAAGCAAAAAAAGAGUUCAGAUCUGCUAGACAAGACAGAAAUGCAGGAACAACAGAACGCGGAGAUCGGGCAAAGGUCAUGAGCAGUGGAAUCACCACGGAUUGGAGUGGCCUUUUAAAAAUGAAGAAAAGUAACUUUCGGCUGCUUUUAUUGAUAGCCUUCUAUGGCCUCUUUCUUAUUCUGGGAGCAGCAAUAUUUUCGGCCAUCGAGUCUCCAUUGGAGGUGGCCGAUGUAAAAAAUAUGCGCGACCGCAAGAAUCACUUCCUCCGCACCCAUUCCUGCAUCACUGAACAAGAAUUGGAUGCCUUGUUAAUGGAUGUUGUCCAAGCAACAAACCGCGGUGUGGCUGUGACGCGAAACGUCUCUUCCGAACCAAACUGGAGUUUUGGCCAAUCCUUCUUCUUUGCCGGAACAGUUGUCACAACUAUUGGUUAUGGACACGUAACGCCCCUAUCAGAAGGAGGGAAAAUCUUCUGUAUCGUAUAUGCGUUGAUCGGAAUCCCUAUGACGUUGAUGCUACUGACAGCAUUGGUCGACCGACUUAUGGUUCCAAGCACUUGGUUGUUACGCUAUCUCAACGCUAAAUUAGGCCAUCUCUACCAGCCGUUUAACAUCCGAGUCUUCCAUCUACUAGUCAUCGCUACUAUCCUAGUCGUUUUCUUCUUUCUUGUCCCAGCAGGAGUUUUUAACGUGUUGGAACCCGAUUGGAAUUACCUUGAUUCGAUCUACUACUGUUUCAUUUCACUUACGACAAUCGGUUUGGGUGAUUAUAUUCCCGGUGACUCUCCAAAUCAGCCUCUUAGACCUCUUUAUAAGAUCGGAACCACCGUUUACCUUUUAAUUGGCUUGGUCUUUAUGGUACUGACGCUCACUGUAUUCUACGAAAUUCCGCAACUGAACGUCGGCUCUGUGUUUUUGCUGAAAUCGGAUGAAUAUGUGGCUAAUACAUCAGCCUACGAUUCAGAAAAGGCACGAAUUCAAGGAGGCCCUUCUCUUGGUGGAGUCAUGCCCUCAUCACUUGGCUCUAGCACAACUUCGGCCGUGCCGUUUGGUAGCUAUGGGGCGGGCUAUGGUGCUACUGAAGAAGAAUUAGGUCGACCUAGCCGUCAAAUAGUGCGAGUGAAAUCACGCCGAGAAGAGGACUCACCUAGUCCCGAAGACACAACUCCCGUUCACGCACGACCUUAAAAGUAAAUUCCCAUUUCAAAACCCAGCAAUUUAAUUUUUCUUUCCUUGUUUUGUUUACUCGUUACUUUAUUUCAACUCAUCAAUUCACAUCUUCUUUUACGAUAGAUAGUAAGCUGUGUGCUUACAUGCACUAUCAUUAGAUAUCAAAACAUACUCUUUUCGCCGCGAUAUUAACACCCCCUCGCCCAUCUUUUUAAUUUAAAUAUUAUUUUUUCCCAUUAAAGACUAAGCCCACUUCCGGGUGGUGAUAUGAUAAACUUUAUUUUUGUGUGAAGAAAACAAAAUUGAAAACAAAUAUGAUCUCGAUUACUCGCCAAGAUGCUGACGCGCAUCUUACUUCAAAAGUCGAAUCUUUUAAAGGAAGUCGAAGAACUUUCGAGUCAUUCAAGAAAGAAGGAUAAAGAAAACACAAAAAACCUCGAAAUAAAUUUACAAAUUUAGUUUGUAAAGUGCACCAAUUUUGUUAGGACGAUCUCUGUUUUGUUUUAUUUUUUAAAAAACUGCAUUAAACCUUCUGACACUUUGCAACAAAAAAAUUCGUGUAACCUGAGACGAGAAAGCUGUAACUAUUCUUCCUAUUUAACACUUCCCAACAUUUCCGAAUCCUUGAAAUUUGUUUGAAAUCCACUUUGAAGACAAAAGACUUUUAUGUAAAUUUCAUCUGUCGCAAAAAAGUCGCCAAAUAUUAAAACAAAACAAAAGAAAAAAAGACCAUUCGGAAUGAAUAUUGUUGAUUGUGCUUUCGAUGUCUCUAUCUCAUCUUUAUCUCUUUCUCUCGUUCACAAUCAAAGUGGUAUUUUUUUUCUUUUAUUGUAAUGCCGUAUCUCCUUGUCAAUUCACCUACAUACGAAUCGGUUUUUCUGAAAACAAAAAAAGGAUCCAUUUGAUAUGAUUAGACUUUUCCCCGAAAACAAUGCCGAAACUAUACGUUAAUUGUGUGUUGUCAAUGGCUAUUUCUAAUCCUACAGAGAAAAUACAUUAAUGUUACCUAUUCA
Molecule: messenger RNA, 2755 nt
Organism: Daphnia magna
Lineage: Eukaryota; Metazoa; Arthropoda; Branchiopoda; Diplostraca; Daphniidae
Gene: mRpL17
Product: potassium channel subfamily K member 3
Exons: 8
Coding region: 93-1760 (555 amino acids)
Biological process (GO): translation; stabilization of membrane potential; potassium ion transmembrane transport
Cellular component (GO): ribosome; membrane
Molecular function (GO): potassium ion leak channel activity; structural constituent of ribosome
Source: RefSeq, a predicted model, not a curated record